Molecule: messenger RNA, 243 nt
Organism: Letharia columbiana
Lineage: Eukaryota; Fungi; Ascomycota; Lecanoromycetes; Lecanorales; Parmeliaceae
Exons: 1
Coding region: 1-243 (80 amino acids)
Source: RefSeq, a predicted model, not a curated record
AUGCGUCUCACCAAGCUCAUCCCAAUGACCAUCAUAAUCACUUCCGCCCUCGCCGGCCCCGCCGCCUACGGUAUCUGCCAAGCAGGAUGUGCAGGCGUCGCCGUGGCUUGCUAUGCAGCUGCUGGAGCAAUCAUGGGCGUGACAGCCGGAGCUGCUGCCCCUCCUGCAGUCCUAGCUUGCAAUGCAGCCUUCGGAUCUUGUCAAGCCGCUUGUGCUGCUGCUUUGGUCAUGCCUACUCCUUAG